AUGCCGUACAGAACACGCAACUAUUCCGACGGAUCGUUUGGCGGUAAUAUAAAUAAAAUGAACGAUGACGAGCCUUCUACUUCGAAAGCACAUCAUCCUUCACAUGAUGAUUCUGUGGAGACGACUUACGUGCAAAAUAUAGGAGAAGAAGACGAAAUUAUAAUAGAUGGUAGUGUCGAGUUUAAUGAAGAGUCAAUUCAUGUUGACGAACAAGGGAACACUGUUAUAUAUUUGCCUGCAGCAGAUGAGAAGCAUCAUAUAGCCGAUCUUACUAACGCUGUAGAGAGCGGAAGAUCAAGUGAAAAUAAGCCAUGGAUAAUACCUGUUGGGAUCCCAAUGAAAAAAAAUGAUAUAAGUUUAAAAAACUCAGGACCCCCAGGAGUGGUGCUUCUGACUCCUGAUAGUUUGAAAGCGAAGCCUCAGCUUUUUGUAUCUUCUGGGAAAUCUCUGGUUUCCAGAGAUGAACAAGCAGAGCAAUGGGGUGGUUCCGAUCCUCAAAACGAACAUGGUAAUCUUCCUUCAAUGAGACCUCUGUUUAGAAUGUAUGGCGAUGCUGUUUUGAGAAAGGCAGGAAACAUCGGCAUCAAUGAUCAAGAGGACGAUAGCGACAUUACAUGUACAUAUGACAGUGAAGAUCCCAUUGGUAGAAAAGAAUCUAUAAGAGAUCUAGUGAGUCGAAAUCAAGUUACGUUCCAUUACAAGGAAUGGCCGUUGUAUUGGGAUCGUCCUAUAGAUUAUUACGAAGCUUGUGAAAUUCUUUGUUCAUCUCUUGAAGUAGAUUCCAAGACGAUAUGCAAAACUGUACCUCAAUUGUAUAAAGGAGAUGGAACAUUUAUUGUGGAUCUCCAACCUCUAGUCAAUCGGCAUGAAGUUCAUCAGGAUGGGUUAGGAUCUUGGGGUAAACCAACUGGCCGUGUUCGAUUCUAUAUUGUCGAUGAGAAAGGUCGUAUUGUACGAUGCGAUGAUGGAAGAGGAAGGCUUCUCCCUGGUACUACCUAUGCCUAUAAAUGUAUGUUGAAACGCUAUGAACAUCCUGUCACAGCAGCAUUACAAGGUGGUCAAAACAGGUUGAUCAAGAAGAUUUAUACUGCAUUAUAUCCUCCCGAAAAGAGAGCUGCUGUAGGAAUUGCAAUAGUUACAUAUGAGUGGAUGGGAAGGCCUUUUGACUUUUCAGUCCAAGGGAGCGGCACUAAGAUGCGUAAGCCUCAUUCCUUAGCACCACCAGAUGGAACAGGAAACUGGGAAGCUGCUUCUUUUAGUGCUGGUGGGAAAGAACCUUUGCCAGCUACCAUAGAGGAAUAUUAUGGUGAUACGCCGUUGUAUGCCGUCGGUGCCAUAGAUUUCAAUACAGCUGCUUCUAUCAUCCUAGGAGGAACACUUGUAGACGCUUCAAAGAUAUGUAACCGUGUUCCUCAGUCGUACCGCGAAGCUGGAUCGUUUGUGAUAGAUAUAAGAAAUUUUGAAAGUGAUGCUCUACUACGAAGAGAUAACAACGGAGUGUGGGGAAAACCGGCCGGACAUUCUAGAUAUUAUAAAAUUGACUCUGAAACGGGAGAUGCCGUACGAGUAGAUAGAGCAAACAAAUUGCUCGAAGGUGCAACCUAUGAUAUUCAAAUACUUUCAAAACGUUAUGAACAUCCUGCUGUUAGUGGUAGGUUCUGUAGAAAAAUCUACACGGGUAAAAGCGUAAAUGGAGAUAGAUACUAUCCUACAUGUUCUCAUUUGGCAGUUCUAGUUUAUUAUUGGAAAGGAGAUCCAGAAUGGUUUGAAGCUGGAAAACAAAACCAGGUACAUCUUUCAACCAGGAACCGAAGGUUCCUAGAUGAGCAUGAGUUAGAGGAGUUUUUCGACUAUGCUGAACCCUCUAGUCCAGGCCAGCCUCUUGAACCAGCAAUUUCUGUUUGUGCUCCAAAACGACAACGAAUGAAUAGCGAACCGGCUGAGCCUGUUAGAAAUGAAAUAGAUAAUGAAACGCUUCAGCUGGAGAUAGCAAGAAAGGAGUUCGAUAAUCAAGUCCGCCUUUCCGCAUUGCUAGAUCGAGCAGAUGCAUUCUUAACAAGGAUGGAACGAUCGUUCGCUAGUAACAACCAGCAUAUAAGCCAAAGUUGGAAUGAGAGCAGUUUAAACAAUUAUUAA
This is a messenger RNA of Auanema sp. JU1783, 2136 nucleotides long. The record is from the annotation of a GenBank genome assembly. NCBI's taxonomy places the organism in Eukaryota, Metazoa, Nematoda, Chromadorea, Rhabditida, Rhabditidae.